Chara braunii is the source of this 3326-nucleotide messenger RNA. The record is from the annotation of a GenBank genome assembly. Lineage: Eukaryota; Viridiplantae; Streptophyta; Charophyceae; Charales; Characeae.
GAACAGUACCUCCAGGAGGGAUCGGCCAAUUCAUCAGCAAGGAGAGGGGAAGCACAACCACGGUGGUUCACCAUAUCACCAUCUCCAUCGGUAUGGCCACUGCCAUCGUCCCGGCUACCGGUAGUCGCUCCAGCUCAACAGCAACCACGCUGGCAUUGCUUGGCAGCAGGUGGCCUGAAAGGCCAUCCAUAGCAGUAACCUCAUUAAUCUUAGGACUGCUUGUACUGGCGCAGCGCUGCGGAUGUUCAGCGGUGGAGACUAAGGGACAGCCGUGCAAUCUAGGUCUUCCUUCCCGCCGUUGUGUCAAACUUGUAGAACAAAAAGCGGGAGAAGAACCCUCUUUGGGGAGAGCGCUGAAGACUAGUGCCUCAGCGUCAAAGAGCAGUAAUUACCCGCCUAGCGAGAGCAGAAUCUCCCCGCCGCCUAAGACCAGUGCCUCAGCGUCAAAGAGCAGUAGUUACCCGCCUAGCGAGAGCAGAAUCUCCCCGCCGCCUGGGACAAGCGUAGCCUCCCCUAUCGCUAGUAGUAUUGCCUCACCCUCUCUCUUCCCUCCUACUGGUAGCAGUGCUCCCGCUCAACCGCCAGAAUGCGAGAUCUUGCUAGACCGAUCUCUUUUAAUUGCCUGUCGAACCGUCCUACGUCACUCGAUGAUUUCGCUGCCUGGUUUGUUGGCAGCCUUUCCCGCCAAGCCGCGGUGCGUUACUGCUAUCGGCAAUAUCCGUUUCGCGCCAGACGGUCUGAUAUUCUAUUACGUUGUGGAGAGCUAUUACGAGUUAGGAGGGAAGAGGAGUGGGGAGUCGGCGAUGUUCAUGAAGGGGAACCUGUCUGGAGUGCGGCAGGGCGUUGAGCAGCUUGCCAGCCAGACGUUGAUCAGCCAUAGCUGGGUGCCGUCCAUGCCGGACGGUCCGCCGCCGUCCGAUCCGCUUAUUUAUGGAGAUGGUAUUCCAACGCCGUCAGUGGUCUACGUCGAUGGCAUCGAGCUGUCUAAGCAGGGAACACACCUCCUGCUGAGCGCGUACACUGUCAGGGGGAACGCAUCGUGGAUAACCUCUCUGGAUGUCGCGAAUGGCUUCCGGACCUCGAUUCGGGUUCCCGCCGAUACAGCGCGCGGAUUGGCCUUCGAUCAGAACAAAACGUGCUUGUACAUCGGUGACAAAUCGGGGCUCGUUCCACGGAUCUUGUCGGCAAAAGUGGACGGCCCAGAUCGCCCUACGACCGCUGAGCUGGCGGCGGCGGUGGCGGUGGCGUUGGCGCCCUGGAACUCAUCGGCAGCCCCGAGGGUUGUCAAUCCUCCGUUCUUCGGUUCGCGCAGCUUUAGCAAGGAUGGCAGCAGCUGCCUGUACUUCAUCGACAGAGAGGAGGGCAGAGUUUGGGGAUUCGAGCCCGCGUCUCGACGACUGCGCGGGAUUACCAGGAAGGAAGCCGGGGUAAGCGACCUUACCGACUGCGCCCUUCUCGCGCUGUUCCGCGAUGGCAGCCUCGGCGAAGUCGCGACCACGUCGGACGGCGUGAACGUCUUCGUCACCGAUGCCUCUGGCAUACUGUGGUGGAUUACUCUCGAUGCCCCUUGCGGAUGUGCGCGGGAAAUGGAAGUCGCCGCCAGAUUCGAAGGCGGGGGUUUCCGCGGCCUGGCGAUCAGCGAGGACGACCAGCUCCUCUACGUGGGGACCACCAGCGGGCUGAUGCUCGAGAUCUCUGUCAACACAUCCAGCCUCAGCAGAAAGGUAGCCACGCCUCCUCCUUCUUCACCUCCAGAAUCCCAACCCACGAUCUGCAAGGAGGGGGGUUCAAAUCCCUCUUCUGCAGUCGUUAGUUCUUUUCCCACCCCCCCCCUCGAAUCUUCCGAAGAGAGCAGGCGACGGGGGAACGCCUCCACCGCCGCCGCCGCCGCCGUCGUCAUUCCCGUUCUCGGUUCUGUCAUCCUCCUCACUUGCUUUGGCGCUAUCUUUAUGGUAAUCCGUGCCCGAUCUCGCAAACCCAAUCUGUGUAUCGUUAGUGGUAGAAAUCUGUGUAGCAUUAGUCGUAAAUAUGCUUUGAUAGAGCCCAACCCGCACACGGCGAGGAGGUUCUCGUUCCAGUCGCUGUCGCAAUGGACGCGCGAUUUUUCCAGUCCGUUGGGAGAGGAGGGUGCUUUCGGGCGCGUGUACUGGGGGGAACUGGAGGAGAAACGAGGCAGCGGAAAGGUGAAGAAACAGCAAAUUGCGGUGAAGGUCAUGGAGGGGAGUCUGACGCCAGGAAUGUGGCAGCAAUUCAUUACGGAGGUUGACACGUUGACCCGGGUACAUCACGCCAACCUGUGCGAGCUGAUCGGCUACUGCGAGGACGGAAAGCGACCGAUACUAGUGUACCCUUACAAGUCGGGCGGCAGUCUGCACGCCCGCUUGCACCAGCGGCCGGCCGGUCGGCAGCGGCAUACCUCCCUCUCUUCUUCCUCCAACCUCUCCUCUUCCACUCCCAAUCAGAGUUGUCCGACCGGUUGCUCGCUGCCGGGGGUAUCCCCCGAGGAGGAGACAUCUCCUGGUCAGUCCUUGCGGCCGUUGACUCUGAAGGAGCGCAUCCUUGUAGCGUCACACGUGGGGAACGCAGUAAGAUACCUCCACAAAGAAGUGGACCCUCCGAUCUUUCAUUGCGACAUCAAGAGUCUAAACGUGCUGCUGAACGACGGCGUUGGGGAGGCGCUACGUGCCUUUCUCGCCGACUUUGGAAUGGCCAAGAUCGGCGAAACCGUUACCGAAAACGCUAAUGGAGAAGCUAACGGCGGGUUUGCGUCGACGCUGCGGGGAACGGUGGGAUACCUCGCACCGGAGUGCCUGUCGGGAGGAGAAGUGACAGAGAAGACAGACGUGUACUCGUUCGGUGUGCUCUUGCUGGAAAUCCUCACUGGGCGAAAUGCAAUUGAAAACGAUCCGCUGACGAACAGGUGGAAGAACAUCGUGCACUGGGCCAAGGCAUGCUUCGAUCGCCCGAGCUUUGAGACAAUCGAGCGCUUUCUUGAUCCUUCCUUGGAGGACGAGAUGGCCAAGGACACGUCGUUGCGGUCAGUGGCCGUUGACGCGUUCACACUGGCAUCACAAUGCGUUGAACUUGACCCAGAUGAGAGACCAGAGAUGGGUGACGUGGCACAGCGGAUCGACCGGAUACUCAGUACGGCGGCGAUGGGGGAACGGUGGAGGGAAAGACGGUCGCGAUCGAGAGUCCCGAUCCAAGUACCAGAAGCGGAAUCAGAGAGAGAAGUGGAAAAAAAGGUUAUUAGUGUGAGGAUGCCCUUAGCGUAACGGGCACCCGUCCUCGUCGGCGAAGGCGGGAAAUAAAAACAACCACCUGGG